AUGAAGCGGCUACAAGAGGACGGUGAGCGGGAGUGUCUUUAUCAGACGAGGAGUGGGGGGCCCAACUAUGCACGCACGGAUUUGGUGGCGAUGUUGAAGGAGGCUCAGGUGGCGACUAUCCGUUUUGCUGAGGAGAACCACGACCUCAUCGGUGGUGCCGUCAACGCCGCCCCCGCCUCCGAGGAAACGUGCAGUCGACAAAAAUUGGAGGGGGCGUACCUCGGUCUCGUAAAGGUGCAGGCACCGAUGGUCCGCUGCAGCCGGCCAGCAUUCCGCAAGCUCUGCCGCCUGUGGGGAACGGACGUAAGCUACACGCACAUGAUCAUGGCGGACAGCUUCACCCGCUCCAGUGCAGCACGGAAGGCGGACUUCUCCAUUUACGCAGGCGAAGAUCGUCUGGUAACCCAAAUUGCCUCCUGUAGCGGCCCUCUCGCCGCACAAGCGGCGACGCUCCUGGCGCCGUACUGUGAUGCGAUCGACCUCAAUUGCGGAUGCCCGCAGCGCUGGGUGAUGAAAGAGGGUCUGGGCUCGGCUCUGCUGCAAAAACCAGAGGUCGUUGCAGACAUGCUGAGUUGCAUCCGCAAUGGGCUCUCAGGCGGGUUGAGCCUUCCGUGUGUCGUGAAGAUGCGCGUGGAGGACGAUGUGCGGCGCAGCGUGGAUUUUGCCCGUCAGUGCGAGGCGGCUGGGUGCGGGUGGCUCACGGUGCACGGGCGGACGCCGUCGUGCUCGGCGCACGCGCCUGUUCGGCUAGACGCCAUACGCACCGUCCGGGAAUGUGUCUCGAUUCCCGUUGUGGCUAACGGUGGCGUGAACAACCCACAGACAGCUCUCAAGACGGCCUUGGCAGCUGGUGUGGGUGGCGUGAUGAGCGCAACAGGCCUUCUCGCAAACCCCGCCUCUUUCUACGUGCCGCGGGAUGACGAGGAGCUGCGCUUCGCGCCGCAGCGGUGCGGCGUUGAUGUCGCGCUGGAGGCAUCUGUGGGGCGCUGUGCAGGCUCAGAUGCGGGGUCCGCUACUGUGGACGGCGCGAAUGCUGCAUGGCCGAAGGUCCUUCACUGCUGCCCAGUGGAGGUAAUUUCAGACUUCAUCCGUCUGAGCUGUGUGAUGGACCUCCCGUCGAAGGCAACCUCGAUGCACCUCCUCAAGAUGGGGGGGAACUACCUGAGCCCGACGGAGCGCGUCUUUGUGGCGCAGAUGCACUCCUCCUUCUCGGUUGUGUCGACGUUCCAGCAGCUUGGACUGUACACUCAGGAGGGCAAGUUUCGAGUUGUGGAGAGCGUGACGUAG
Trypanosoma conorhini is the source of this 1287-nucleotide messenger RNA. Its product is annotated as putative tRNA-dihydrouridine synthase 4. Gene Ontology annotation, biological process: tRNA processing. The record is from RefSeq and is a predicted model, not a curated record. The transcript has a single exon. Gene Ontology annotation, molecular function: flavin adenine dinucleotide binding; tRNA dihydrouridine synthase activity. The coding region runs from base 1 to 1287 and encodes 428 amino acids. NCBI's taxonomy places the organism in Eukaryota, Euglenozoa, Kinetoplastea, Trypanosomatida, Trypanosomatidae.